CCCCUCUGCCGGAAGUCGUCGUGUUGUCGUUCUCCCCGUCGUCGGGCGUCGCUGCUUGGGCCCGGGAGGGAGCUGAGGCGGCGGCGGGCAGGGCAGGGCAGGGCAGGGGGGCCGCCUCCAUGGCUCCGGUGUCCCGUUCGCGGAGCCCGGCGGCGGAGUCUCCGCCUUCCCGGCGGGAGCGGCGGCGGGAUGGCUCGGCCAGCCCUCCUUCGCCUCCUCCUCUCCCGGCUUCUCGGUCCGGCCGGAGCCGAAGGUCCCGCUCGAGGUCGAGGUCGCGAUCCCGGGAGCGCAACGGGUUCCGGCCUCCGUCCAGGCCGCCGCACCACUUCGCUCACCGCCUGGAGCCGAAGCCGCCGCGAGGGUUGUGGCACUCCGAGGCCGGCAAGGAGCAGGAGGAGUCCCUCCGGCAGAGGCGAUUAAAUGAAAGAGAAAGAAUAGGUGAACUAGGAGCACCUGAAGUUUGGGGACUGUCACCAAAAGUUCCUGACCCAGAUUCUGAUGAGCAUACCCCUGCAGAAGAUGAAGAUGGGACAUCUAAAAAGAGCAGCUCCUCUGAUUCCAGUUCAGAAGAGGAGGAAAAAAAGAAGAAGAAGAAAAAGAAAAAGAGGAAAGCUGCUUCACGUAUGUGUGAGCUUGUAUUGGGUAGUGAUGAGGAAAAAAAGAGAUCGAAGAAGAAGAAGAAGAAGCACAGAAAAAAGAAGUCCAAGAAAAAGAAGAGCAAGAAAAGCAGGAAGGACACCAGCGAUUCGAGCAGUGACGAUUCCAGUGAUGAGGCUGUACAAGGGGAUGAGCUCUGGAUUGAGCGAUCAAAAAACACAGAUGCUGUAGAUUUCAUUGGCCCAGAAGCUCCCAUCACCCAUGCCUCCCAGGAUGACCGGCCCUUAAACUAUGGACAUGCUCUGCUCCCUGGUGAAGGGGCCGCCAUGGCGGAGUAUGUAAAAGCCGGGAAGCGUAUCCCUAGAAGAGGUGAAAUCGGCCUAACCAGUGAAGAGAUUGCAUCUUUUGAGAAGUCUGGCUAUGUCAUGAGUGGCAGCAGGCACCGUCGAAUGGAGGCUGUUCGUCUGCGUAAAGAGAACCAGAUCUACAGCGCGGAUGAGAAGAGAGCCCUGGCUUCGUUCAACCAGGAGGAGAGGCGGAAGAGAGAGAACAAGAUCCUGGCAAGCUUCCGGGAGAUGGUGUACAGAAAAACCAAGGGCAAAGAUGAAAAAUGAACUGCUUGCUGUUUUGUGUAGGCUGGAGUGGAUGUUGGCAAGCCCCACCCGUUAAAAGCCAUUUGCAAGUGAGUGUCCCACAAGGCCUGGUACCGCCUGAACUUUGAAAAUUGGUUCACGGCUAUGAAAUAACCCUGAUAGGUUUCAUUUGGAAAACCUGCUCAUAUGUUUUACAGGACCUUGGAGCUACUUCAUUUAGAUCUAAAGGAAGAUAGGAAUUGACUAAGGCAGUGAUCCUACGAACUAUACCAAAAUAGUGCUAGGAAUCUGAGAUACUGCCACCAGCUGGUUUUCUAGGGGGGGAAAGCAAGAUUUAAAAUUGGAGCAGGAGCACAGCAGAGAUUUAAAAAUAGAGACUCAGCAACUGAAAUCUGGGCUCUGAUUAAAGUUGCUUUGAUAUACAUUUUUUAACGUGAGGCUACUGAGCCAUCAGUAUGAGAGAGACAGGCAGAAUGGACAGGAGGCAAUUCCUUACUGAACUCGAGAAUGGCGUCAAAGAUGACCCAAACCGGUGUGUAUCUAAACCUAAGCAUCCCACAAGACCAAAACCCACUUAAGUGAUGGGUGUCUUCUUGAUAAGCAGUCAGUGAAGACCAUAUUUUUUUGUUUUCUUGCUUGCUAUUAAUAGACCAAAGUGACGUAAACUGUAGUUCCGUUUCUGUGACUUGGGAGACUUUGCAAAGAAGAAUUGUGCCUUGGGCACUUAGGACAGAUUUUAUUUCUUAUUUUGGAAUCCUCUCUAUUUGACUGCAUGAAGAGGCUGAGCCAUACCUUAUCAAAAAGGAUCGAAACCUCUUCAGGUAGCUUCUGUGAGAUAGUAUUCCGUCAGCAGUGUUUCAAUGGGACAGAGCUAGUAGGUAUUUGUGCCUGGAUGAAUCUAGGGUGGGUUUUUUUUGCCUUUUUAACUUCCUGAAUGUAACUCCUAAUCUAGGCAAAACGCAUAUGCCAGGAUUCAAAGGGUUAUACUGUGGGUACAAGAGUCCUUCUGACCUCCGCUUUGAAACCCUGGGGUACCAUUCAAUAGGUGAUGGCCAGAAUUCAGGAGCACCUCCAGCGUGACACUGCAGUUUGGAAAAGGACAUCUUUUUCUCCCUAUUUCUAAUAAAACAGGAAAGUUCUACCAUGUGUAUAUAUGUGUGCAGGUCUUACUUGGUACAUUUGAGUACCCCUUCAGCACAGUUCUAAAACUGUAUGUUAUUGCCUGGAAAAUAUUUUUAAAAUAAAGUGUUCCCUUUGGGUGCAUCCGAUUUAUAUUGUUA
Pogona vitticeps (central bearded dragon) is the source of this 2470-nucleotide messenger RNA. The record is from RefSeq and is a predicted model, not a curated record. Lineage: Eukaryota; Metazoa; Chordata; Lepidosauria; Squamata; Agamidae.